ACCUUCCUCAGGCCUUCUUCACCGGGCUUCUUUUCCAUUGCUUAACCUUUGUUGGUGUACUUAGGUUCCCACCCCUGCUCUCAUCUCUCCACUAUGGAGUUUCCUGGACUCUCCCUGUUUGCCCUUCUCAUCAUGUUCGGAGCUGCUCGUGGAUACAGUGGCGGAUGGUCUAGUGCACAUGCUACCUUCUAUGGAGGUAGUGAUGCGUCUGGGACUAUGGGAGGAGCCUGUGGGUAUGGGAACCUCUACAGCCAAGGUUAUGGUACCGACACUGCGGCGCUGAGCACUGCUCUGUUCAACAAUGGCCAGAGCUGUGGAGCUUGUUUUGAGAUCAUGUGCGGGAGUGACAAUGGAUGGUGUCUCCAGGGGUCGAUCAUUGUCACUGCGACCAACUUCUGCCCGCCCAACAACGCUCUCCCCAGCGACAAUGGCGGAUGGUGCAACCCUCCCCGGCAGCACUUCGAUCUCUCUCAGCCGGUUUUCCAACGCAUCGCGCAAUACAAAGCAGGCAUUGUUCCUGUUCAGUACAGAAGAGUUCCUUGUGCGAAGAAGGGGGGCAUCAGGUUCACGAUCAACGGCCACUCCUACUUCAACUUGGUCCUGAUCACCAACGUUGGUGGUGCUGGGGACGUGGUGGCGGUGUCCAUCAAGGGGUCGAGGACCGGGUGGCAGCCGAUGAGCCGCAACUGGGGACAAAACUGGCAGAGUAACAGCUGCCUGGACGGCCAGUCCCUCUCUUUCACGGUCACCACCAGCGACGGCCACAGCGUUACGUCGGCGAACGUCGCGCCACCCAACUGGAGCUUCGGCCAGACCUACUCCGGCGCCCAGUUUUGAGCUACUCCGGAGUGACAAAGACAGCAACAACACAGCUUCCUCUUAACUCCAGUAGUGGUCUAAUUAAGCAAGUGUUAAGCAUGCUGUGGAGCCAUGGACGGGCUCUCUUUUGAAAUGGCCCUCAGGAUGUCCAUGGUUUUACUGAUCUGAUGUCCUGUAUUGUUCUUUCUUUCUUUCUUUCUUUUCCUUUUGUUUACAAUCUCUUCCUGUCUACUAUAUGGCGGCAGAGGAGAGACAGCACCACAAGGGGUGGCUCGAAGUGGGGUCUUUCUAGGAUUAUUAGAGAAGAGAGACUGGGUUGAUGCUGUGCUAGUCUUGCUUGAUCGGUGGGAGUGGCUGAGGUGAACAACUGCAGGUUGGUCACCCGCCCAUGAAGGUUUUUUCUUUCAUGUCAUCUCCAUGGUUUUUAAGGGUGUCUGUAAUCAGCAUUGUUGCUGAAACAUCAUAUGCAAUAUUGAAGUAGAUAUAUAUAUAUAGACAUAUUCCUAUGA
Musa acuminata AAA Group (dessert banana) is the source of this 1328-nucleotide messenger RNA. RefSeq names its product expansin-A15-like. Bases 94 to 837 code for a protein of 247 amino acids. The record is from RefSeq and is a predicted model, not a curated record. The transcript is spliced from 3 exons. Lineage: Eukaryota; Viridiplantae; Streptophyta; Magnoliopsida; Zingiberales; Musaceae. Gene Ontology annotation, cellular component: extracellular region. Gene Ontology annotation, biological process: plant-type cell wall organization.